This is a messenger RNA of Passer domesticus (house sparrow), 5261 nucleotides long. Its product is annotated as TOG array regulator of axonemal microtubules protein 2-like. The record is from RefSeq and is a predicted model, not a curated record. Gene Ontology annotation, biological process: microtubule cytoskeleton organization. Gene Ontology annotation, molecular function: microtubule binding. Gene Ontology annotation, cellular component: cilium; cytoplasmic microtubule. The coding region runs from base 162 to 2108 and encodes 648 amino acids. The transcript is spliced from 17 exons. NCBI's taxonomy places the organism in Eukaryota, Metazoa, Chordata, Aves, Passeriformes, Passeridae.
GCAGACGCGUCUGGCUCUGCCUCUCUGUGCCGAGCGCUGGCGAUCGGAGUCACCCGGCCUUGUUCUGAGGCUGGGCACCAAGCUCCUGUCGCUGGCUACACUGAGAGUGCUCCCAAAUUCAAACCCAGAUCCUUCUGCCAGGCAGAAGCACGGGUUCAAAGAUGGAGUUUACUGGAAAAGGAAAAACCUCUGAAGGAAAAGGCCUGUCUGGCGACCCGCUUGCCAAGAGGUUUUCCCUGGCCAGUCCCUCUAUGCUCCAUCCCUCCAAGCCAUUGCCUCCCAUCCAGAAGAGCAAUCCUUCUACCAAGCCAAGCCUGAUAUGCAGCAGAGAGCAGGAGAAUGGGAAAGAUGGCAUUGGGUAUGCUGAGGGCAGGAGAAAAGAAGAGGAGCUGAGUUCAGAGGGACAAGGACAUAAGGCUUCCUUGCUGUGUUCCAGUGGAGGGGAUAUGAAGAAGGGGUUAUUGGGACCACCUCUGAUCCCCCCCAUAGGCAAGGCAGUAAGUCCCUCUCUUGGCAGUGCUGUGGGCUCUCUGCAAAGCUCUCUGCAGCUGGAAUUCCAGGAGUCCCAGGAGAUGAGGUCAGGAUGCAGCAGCAGAAGCAAGGAGGAGAACUCUGAACAUGCAGGCAUGACUAGGUUCAUUUUCUCCACGUCUUUCCGGCCAUGUCCCUCUUCGCUCCUUCCCUCAAAGCCAUUGCCUCCCAUCAGGAUCAGCUCUCCUUCUUCUAACAAUAAUAAAAUGUACAGCAUGGAGAAAGAGAACAAGGACAUUGGCACUGGCUAUGAUAAUGACAGUAGAAAACACCAGGAGCAGAGUUCAGAAGAAAAAUGUUAUAAGGCUUCCUUGCUGUAUUCCAGUGGAGGGGAUAUGAAGAAGGGGUUAUUGGGACCACCUCUGAUCCCCCCCAUAGGCAAGGCAGUAAGUCCCUCUCUUGGCAGUGCUGUGGGCUCUCUGCAAAGCUCUCCGCAGCUGGAAUCCCAGGAGUCCCAGGAGAUGAGGCCAAGAUCCAGCAGCAGAAGCAAGGAGGAGAACUCUGAACAUGCAGUGACCUCGCAGACGGCCACUGGUGCCCCGCGCCGAGAGGAGCCGCUCCGUGGGCAUGGGCAGAAGGACAGAGCCUCUCCAGACCCACAGCACUCCUUGCUGGAGGCACUCUCCUUGCUCGGCAGCGAUGACUGGGAGAUGAAGGAGAAGGGACUCUUCAACAUCAAACACCUGGCUGGGUCCCAUUCAGAGGUCCUGCUGUGUAGACUUCAUGACGUUUGCUUGGCAGUUACCAGCAAGGUGGCCAACCUCCGUUCCAAGGUGUCCUACUCUGCAAUUGUCACUCUGGGAGAGCUCUUUGUGACCUUGAAGAAGAACAUGGACUCUGAGGUAGAUGAGGUUGCUCGGGUCCUUCUGCAGAUGGUGUCCAACUCCCCAGAAUUUGUUCAGAAAGCAGCCAGUCAGACCCUGGGGAUCAUGGUGGAGAAUGUGACUCCUGCACGAGCAAUGACUGCUCUCAUGGACAUGGGAGUCAAGAGCCGCCACGCCCAGGUGCGGAAGUGUGGGGCCGAGCUCCUCCUGUCCCUGAUGGAGAGAAUUGGAGUCACAAAGCUGGCAGGCACAGCCAGGGCUGAGAGGCUGGCACACGUGGCAGGGAAGCUUGCUCAGGACUGUCACCAGGACACAAGGCAUUAUGGACAGGAGAUGGUGAAGAUGUUGCUCAAUCAUCAAAAAUUUAAAAUGCUUUUGGAACGAUCUCUUUCCACCUGUGACCUGGAGGAUAUUCUGACAAGAAUGAAGAAGAAAGGGAUGGAAAACCAGAAGGCUGAAUACCCAUCUGUCAAGGAGCUGGUGAAGAAGAGGAACGAUGGCUCCAAGAAGCCCCAGGCCACAUUGUCUUCUAGCAAACGAGUGAAAUCUACCUCUGAUGGAUGCCUCCUACACCGUGCACAAGCCCAGGUCACGUUACCUCCGGCUGAGGAAGAAACGGAGCUGCUCCAGAAGCUUUACAAUCUCCUGGAGGCCAAGGGGUUUCAGACGCGCAUGGAAGGAGUGUCACUCCUCCAAGACCUGUGCAAAACUAGCCCCCAGCUCAUCUCCACUAACAUUGUCCAAAUUUUUUGAAUAUUUUGUCCUGAGAAUAUCUGACAGCCACAAGAAAGUGAAGCAGAAGGCGCUGGAUGUGCUGGCAGAAAUCACAGGCGUCCUGAAAGAUGCCUUGAACCCGGUGAUCAUUGGUUUGGUGGAAGGAAUAACGAAGAACCUGAACUCCAAGGACCCCAGGGUUCGUGCCGCAGCUGUGAAAGCGCUGGAAGAAUCCAUUGCUCAUUUAGAUAAAGUGUCACUGCUGAAGGAGUUCAGCUACCAGUGGAAUCACCUGAGUGGCCAAGCUCUGCUGGAUGUCACGGAGUGUAUCACAGGUAUGGCCUCCCCUUCUAGGCCAAGAGGUCUUCCCAGGGAGUAUUUACAGGCAAUGCCUGUGAACAGACAGCAGAGUAGCUCCUCCAAACCAGGAGGUGCUGAGCUUGUCCCUCCUGCCCAGUGCCCAAGGCAGGUGUAUUUGGCAGGUUUCCCUGGCUGCUGCAGAGCUGUGCAGCACCUGAGAUGGGGGCAGAGCUCGGCCUCGGGGCUGAGCUCCCACUGGGGCAUCUCAGAACCCAGCUCCAGGAAAGGGAGGGGCUCAAAAUACCCCAGCUGGCUCCUCUCUUGGAAGCUCAGGGACAUCUGUCAUCUUUUCGGGAAAAUGGUGGCAAAUGCUGUUUCAGGGGACCAGUUUGUUUUGUCCUCACAGAACUCUUGUUUUUCUCUUGGAAAGCUUUGAGGCUGAACUGUGCAGAGCCUGGGGUCACAGCUUAGGUCAAAACUCAACAGACGUAUUAGAGGCAGGGAUUUAGUGCAAGGCAGCCUUUGGGGGCAGAGGGGCAGAAGCAGAGUGCUGAGGCUCCCUGCCUGUGCUGCCAAAGUGGCACUGGACUGAGCAUUUCAGGGUGUGCAAACACUGUCUGCCUGUGUCAGCACUGUCCCAAAUGUUACAAAUGCAGCUGAUAAUUGAUUCCUCAGAGGUGCUUGCUAUGUCAGCAAUAGCCAAGGAAUGGGAAAAUUAUAAUCCCAAUAUAUAGUAGAACAGACUAUUGAUAGCCUUGCUUUAACUGGGGCUAAAGCCACUGCUAAUUAGGCCAACAUCUUUGAAUGCAAGGUUUAAUACACUUUGUGUCUUCAUUGGGAAUCUCAAAAGGGCAUGUUCAGCAAUUGGGAAUGUCAAAGGCCCUUUAAAGAGCUUUGAAAAAAGUAGAUCUCCAGCAACAGGGAAUUUAGUUUUACAGAUCUUUUGAUCUCUUUUUCAAAUAAAGGAAUGAAACAUAAAUUAGGACUACUUUAGAAAAAGUAGAUGUUCUCUCUGAGAUUCAGUAGGAAGAGACAGCUGUUCCUUACCUUCAAUAGUCACCAAUGUCUUUAAUUGUAUUUAAACUCAAAUGAAUUCCCAUGUUAAAAUGGGUAUCAUAACCCUUUUCCUGCUUAGCACAAUUGGGGUUUGGGUACUUUCAGGAGCUGUUUUAAUAUUGAUGACUGCCAGUGGAUUAAAAGCAUAGAGAAAAUGAAGUCUCUUCCACCACAGAAUAAUAAAUGGCUACUAGAUAACAUUUUGCCUGAUCAGAAAAUAAGAAUGGUCUCCAGAGCUUUUCAGGAUUUGAUCUUUCAGCCAAAUCUGCCAUGCAAGGAGCCUGUUGGUAGUAAAUUUUUGUCUGUGUUUGACAUAGUUUGGUUCAGAAAAUGAGCAGAGAGCAGUUUUCAGAGACAAUAUGAGAAAAUACUUGUGUUUUGGAUGAAUUUCAGUCCCUUGUGUAGCAUUUUGCUCUCUCUAUGCCCCUAGUUCAGUGGACAUUAUAAGAAAAAAUGCCAUUAAGAAUGGGAGGGGAAAUGGCAUUAAAAUGUGGAGAUGCUCAAAUGCCAUAGCAAUGGGGUCUGGAUAAUUCUCUAAGGCACCCUGAGGUUUGAAACAGCUGCUUGUUGGAAGCCCCAGAAGCAUUCUGCCAAAGACACCAGCUAGUCACUGAUGUUUCCAAUCCAACUGUCAAGCAGCAGCCAUCUCUGGUAGGCUGGAAUUUUGAGGUGUGUUCUAAUCCUGCCCUUUGCAGUGUGCCACUGAGCAAAGGGAAGAGCCAGAUUAAACAUGUGGCACUUGACAUCAAAGUUAUGAAAAUGGAAUCAUCCCUUUUAUUAGAAAUCCCUCCAUUUCUUCUCUAUGGUGCAUUUCCAAAUCUUCAGUGUGGGUUUAGACAACUUCUUAAUGGAAAUAAAAAGCAACUGGACAUUUCAUUCAUUGCUCAUGCAGAAAGUGAUUGUGCAAUAAUUUAGUAAAGGUACAAAGUCUGCCACAGGGACAAGGCUGUGGUUGGAGAAAUUAGUCCUGAGGGGUUGGUGGUUCUGUUUCCAGGAUGAUCAGCUGCUUUGCCCGUUUGUGGAUCAUGGGGCUCUGUGCUAUUUUGCUGAUCUUAGCCAGAAGGCUUCCAGUUAGCAAAAGCAGAGGUAGAUCCCUGUUUGCAUUGAGGCUGGUGGUUGAGAAGCUGUGUCUCUCUCCCGGCAGUGCUUGUGGAGUGGGUUUAUGCCAGGAGCCCUGAAGUGGUCCAGCACGACGCCCUGCCCGUGCUCUGGUCCUUCCUGGAGAACAAGGCGCUGCCGGUGCGAAGCGCCAAUGUCCGCACUGUGGCCACCAAGCUUGCCUCUGCCCUCCACAAGGUGAUGGGCACCAAGCUGAAGAGAUGUGCUGCCAGCCAACCUCCACAUGUGCGGGAAAACCUCUCCAAAAUGUUGGGCUGGUGAAGGCAUGAUGUUCUCCAGAGAGAUGACAACGUGCUGAGUUGGACACCUCCAGAUCUGCCUUGUUAGCUGUGCCAAAAGAGACCAAAUGCUAAGGAAGGGUGUGCACCUGCCCCCUCUCUCUCCAUCGCCCUUCCUAGUCAUGGCAUGGGGGGCCUGAAGCAACUCCAGACUGAGGACAAGGUGAAGGCUGAUCAUGGCUCAGCCUCACACAGAGAUCGGACUGGUUACAGUCUUACUGAGAAGGUUCCUCUGGACAAUUCCCAUGGUGCCUUACCCACAAAGUCCUUGCCUGCUGUACAGAAGAGCUCUCUUUUCUCCAAGUUCAGGAAGAAGCUGCUGCCUGUAUGAAUAUUGUUUGAAGAAUAGGAUUUAUAUGUUAGGUUUUGUAGUAGAUGUACAUAUGUUCUGAUCCUUAGAUGUAGUUUUGAAUAAAUGUGUUUUGAUUGUACCUUUAAA